Dermochelys coriacea (leatherback sea turtle) is the source of this 4150-nucleotide messenger RNA. It is a transcript of the gene NDUFAF1, whose product is annotated as NADH:ubiquinone oxidoreductase complex assembly factor 1. The record is from RefSeq and is a predicted model, not a curated record. Gene Ontology annotation, cellular component: mitochondrion. Gene Ontology annotation, biological process: mitochondrial respiratory chain complex I assembly; mitochondrial electron transport, NADH to ubiquinone. NCBI's taxonomy places the organism in Eukaryota, Metazoa, Chordata, Testudines, Dermochelyidae. The coding region runs from base 510 to 1349 and encodes 279 amino acids. The transcript has 5 exons.
CUAGAGGCUGAGCGGCCUGUGGUAAGGGGGAAGCCUGCGGCCUCUGGUGUUAGGUGAGGCCGUUGGAACGGGGGCCGUGGCUGUCCUACGGCAGGCUCACUUGGGAGCAGCGGGUAGCCAACCUAUCCCCGGGAGUGGGGCUGGUCUGCGGGGAGGAGGUUCCUGACUGGCAUCGGCCCGUCUCUCCUCAGCACCGAUCAGCGCCCCCAGCCUGGUGUUUUCCAAUGAGCUGGUCUGGGGAGGCUGGUCGGGCUGCUGCAACCGGGCGCCUUGUGACAGUCACCGCGUCGUGACAUGAUGCUGCCGAGCUAGCCGUAGAGUAGCGUCCAGGGCCGCUGUAAUCACGUCUGGGAAAGGUGGGGUCGGCCCCUCAAAGGUGGAGGCAAGCUACAUUAACCAAAAUAGGAUCUAUCUAGGUUUUUGUUUUGUUUUGUUUUUUUGAAGAAUUUGUUUCCAACCUGAUAGUUAUCUUAAGGAAUUCUGAUUAUUCUUCAACCUUGUUUAUCAUUAUGGCUCUAUCUUUUAAAUUGCUGGACAGUAUCUCUCUUUCUAGUAGGUGCCAUAGGCAAAAUGCCUUGCAUCCUUUGCUUGGACCUCUCCUCACUGAUUGCAUCUCAAAAUUGUACAGUAGCUAUAGGAGACCAGGGACAUCCCCUGAUAACACUCCACCUUGGAAGAUGAAUUUCAGCUUUGAGAAGGGAGUGGAUGGAAUUAAGAAGCAUUUUGGUGUCCUAAAAAAGGAGUUGGUGGAUCACUGGAAAGGCCCUGAGGGCUAUCGUUUAGACGAGUACUUGUUGGAACAGACUAGAGUGGUCUGGGAGUUUCGCAGCCAGAAAGAUUUAGAUGAAUGGGUGAUUUCUUCUGAUGUAGAGAUCGGAGGGAAAAGUGAAGCCUACCUAAAACUGGGUAAAAAUAAUCAAACUGCUCUGCUGUAUGGGACCCUCAAUACUGAAGCACCUCGUGAUGGGGAGACAGGAUACAGUGGAUAUUGCGCAAUGAGAGCCAAGCUGCCAAAGGGAGCGUUUGAAACAAAGAAGUAUUAUGAUUGGUCAAACUUCAAUAGUCUGUAUUUACGCAUUCGUGGUGAUGGUCGACCCUGGAUGAUAAACAUCUAUACCAACCCAUACUUCUCCCAUCAAAAGGAUGACCUGUACAAUUACUUCAUAUUCACCCGAGGGGGUCCAUACUGGCAGGAAAUUAAGAUUCCAUUCUCCAAGUUUUUUCUCUCAAGUCGGGGGAGAAUCCAGGAUGAUCAGCACCCACUCUGGUUAGAUAAGGCAACUCCUAAGCAGUACCUCUGGAGGCGGGCAGGAGUUCAGUCAAUUGCAACACAGCUCUGCCAAAUCUAGCAUCAUCUCUGGUCUACUGGGUAAUGGCGUAAUACGUGGUGAACGUGUGUACCAAAGACCAGCUUGCAGCCCUGCAGAUGUCCUGGACAGGGCCAUGACCAGGAAGGUAGCUGAAGACACUUGAGCUCUAGUAGAGUGAGCCUUCACUAUUGGUGGUGGCACAGCCUGUGCCAACUUGUAACAAGUGCAGAUGCAGGUGGUAAUCCAGUCUGAAAUCAUCUGAGAGGACACCGGAAGGCCCUUCAUCCUAUCAGCGAUCACAGUAAAGAGCUGAGUCAAUCUGUGGAAGGGCUUGGUGCACUCCAAGUAGAAAGCUAGGGCACACCCAACAUCUAGAGUGUGCAGGCAUCUCUCCUUGUUGGUCGUGUGAGACUUUGGACAGAACACUGGGAGGAAGAUAUCCUGACUGACAUGGAGGUGCGACACCACCUACAGCAGGAAGGCCUGAUAGGGUCACAGCUGAACAUUGUCCUUGUAGAAUACCGUAUACGGGGGCUCCGAAGUGAGGGCUUUAAUCUCGGAGACUCAACUUGCUGAAGUAAUGCCGACAAGGAAUGCAACCUUCCACAACAGGAGCAGGGGGAACAAAAAGCCAUAGAUUCAAAGGGUGGACCUGUGAACCUGGAGAGGACCAGGUUAAAAAGUCCCAUAGGGGAACCAGGCUGGAAAGUCUUUUAAGAACCUGAUAAUCAUCUCAUGUGAUAAUACAGAUCUACCCUGGACACAGGGAUGGAAGGCCAAUAUGGCUGCCAAGUGCACCUUGAUUGAGGAAAAGGUGAGGCCCUGGUGCUUCAAGUGAAGCAGGUAAUCCAGAUGGGCCUGUAGGGACGACUGGGUCAGGAAAGAUAUUCCAUUCUGACUCCCAGCAGGAGAAAUGCUUCCUCUUUUCCAGGUAAAUUGCUCUGGUGGAGUGCUUUCUGCUCUCCAAGAGAGCCUGCUGUACCUGAUUAGAGCAGGCUUGUUCCUCUAGGUUCAGCCACACAGCAGCCAAGCUGUGAGGUGAAGAGCGGCGAGAUUCGAGUGCAAGAAUUGACCGUGAUCCUGGGAGACAGGUCCGGGCGGUUUAAAGUGACCAGGUCCAUGAGCAUGCCGAACCAAUGCUGGUACAACCAUGAUCUAUGCCUUGGUCCCUCUUGAUCUUCAAGAGAACCUUGCUCAUGAGUGGAAUCGGCAGGAAGGCAUACAUCAGGUCAGCUGACCACAACAGGAGAAAGGCAUCAGAAAGUUAGCCUCUGCCUAGGCCUUGCAGAGAGCAGAAUUGAUGACACAUUCUGUUCUGUCUUGUGGCAAACAGGUCCACUCGGGGAGCUCCGCACUUCUGGGAGAGCAUCCUGACUACUUCCGAGUGAAGGGACUACUCAGGGUGAGAGAAGAAGGGGACUACUCAGGCUGAGAUGAUCCGCCAGCGUGUUCAGGACGCCAGGGAGGAGCGAGGCUUCCAGGUGGAUUGCAUGCUAAAUACAAAAGUCCCAUAGACAGGGGGCUUCUUGACACAGAGCCAGUGAAUAUGCUCCCCCCUGCCUGUUGACAUAGAUGAUGGAGGCUGUGUUGUCUGUCAACACCUGCACCACCCGAGCAGACAGCUGGGGAAGGAAGACUCUACAAGCCACGUGGAUGGCUCUGAGUUCUCUGGCAUUUAAAUGUAACAUGAGAUCCUCCCGAGACCAUAAUCCCCGAGUCUGCAGUGCAUAGAGAUACGCUCCCCAACUGAGGUCAGACGUACCUGAAAUCAGGGAGACUGUGGGUUGUGGGCUUGCAAAUGGCACACCUUCCAUUACCAGAGUUGGAUCGGACCACUACUGCAGGAAGGUAAAUACAUGUGUGGUGGGACUGUGACAAUCUUGUCCAGGUGAUAUCUGGCCAGGGAGUAGACUGACACCAGCCACAUCUGGAGGGGAGGCAGCCUGAGUCUUACGUGACGAAUAACAUAUGUGCAAGCUGCCAUGCGCCCCAGUAGUCUGAGGCAGACCCAGGCAGUGGCGAGCAGAUGGGCCAUGAUGCUGGCAAUCAGAUCUGCCAUUGCCCUGAAUCUGGUCUCUGGCAGGAAUGCUCUGGUUUGGAUAGAGUAGAGUAUCACUCCAACAAAUUCUAUCCUUUGAAUCGGGAUUAAUGUUGAUUAUUGUUCAUUUAUCAACAGGCCUAAAGCUUGGCAAGUGGCCCACAACUUCUCAACAUUAUGCUGGACCUGGAGCGGCCCUUGAUGAGCCAGUCGUUGAGGUACUGGUAGAUCUGGAUACCUUGACGUCUGAGGUAGGCCGCUACCACCGACUUGCACUUCGUGAAUACCCUUGAUGCCUUUGCUAGGCCAAAGGGGAGCAUGACAAAUUGGUAGUGACUGGUCCCAACUACAAAAUGUAGGAACUGUCUGUGUCCCUGAAAUAUUGACAUGCGAGUAGGCAUCUUUCAGGUCAAGGGCGACGUACCAGUCUCCCAGAUCCAGGGAAGAAAUGAUGGAGGCCAGGGAUACCAUGCGGAACUUCAAUUUCUUGAGAUACUUAUUGAGGCCCUGCAGGUAGAGGAUGGGGCAUAGACCCCCUUUGGGAUUAAAAAAAAAAAAAAAAAAGAUUGUGGGAAUAAAACCCUUUUCCCCUUAAGUGCAGAGGAACAUCUUCUACCGCUCCCACCUGCAGAAGGCCCUGCACCUCCUGAGCGAGUAGAUGCCUGUGAGAAGAGUCCCUGAAGAGGGGGAUAGAAAUAAAAUGAAGGGUAUACCCCCCUGCUACUGUACUGAGGACCCACUGGUCCAAUGUUAUAGAGUUCCAGGCAGGGAGGAAGAGAGACAGGCGGUUGUAAAAAAGAAA